AUGGGGGACUACAACACGUAUCACCACUGUAUGAGGGACUACAACACGUAUCACCACUGUAUGAGGGACUACAACACGUAUCACCACUGUAUGAGGGACUACAACACGUAUCACCACUGUAUGAGGGACUACAACACGUAUCACCACUGUAUGAGGGACUACAACACGUAUCACCACUGUAUGAGGGACUACAACACGUAUCACCACUGUAUGAGGGACUACAACACGUAUCACCACUGUAUGAGGGACUACAACACGUAUCACCACUGUAUGAGGGACUACAACACGUAUCACCACUGUAUGAGGGACUACAACACGUAUCACCACUGUAUGAGGGACUACAACACGUAUCACCACUGUAUGAGGGACUACAACACGUAUCACCACUGUAUGAGGGACUACAACACGUAUCACCACUGUAUGAGGGACUACAACACGUAUCCCCACUGUAUGAGGGACUACAACACGUAUCACCACUGUAUGAGGGACUACAACACGUAUCACCACUGUAUGAGGGACUACAACACGUAUCACAACUGUAUGAGGGACUACAACACGUAUCCCCACUGUAUGAGGGACUACAACACGUAUCACCACUGUAUGAGGGACUACAACACAUAUCCCCACUGUAUGAGGGACUACAACACGUAUCGCCACUGUAUGAGAGACUACAACACGUAUCGCCACUGUAUGAGAGACCAGACAACACAUAUCACCACUGUAUGA
This is a messenger RNA of Conger conger (European conger), 726 nucleotides long. RefSeq names its product histidine-rich glycoprotein-like. The record is from RefSeq and is a predicted model, not a curated record. The coding region runs from base 1 to 726 and encodes 241 amino acids. NCBI's taxonomy places the organism in Eukaryota, Metazoa, Chordata, Actinopteri, Anguilliformes, Congridae. The transcript has a single exon.